Molecule: messenger RNA, 627 nt
Organism: Phaedon cochleariae (mustard beetle)
Lineage: Eukaryota; Metazoa; Arthropoda; Insecta; Coleoptera; Chrysomelidae
Source: the annotation of a GenBank genome assembly
AUGGCCUCUGCUUAUCAUGAGCUUAAGAAGAGGUUCUACUUUGAAAUUGUUGCCAUCGGUCAACAACCCACCACAGACUGUGCAUUGGUGUUUGCAGAAAUCCAUCAUCUCCUUAGAGGUCAUGAAAUAAAUCACCUAACAAUGAUAGAUACAUUUAUAUUGGAACAGUAUCCAGAACUAUUAGAAACACCGCUAUUAAGAGGUUUGAAAGAAAGAUAUGCUGCUGCUAUCAAAGAACUUAAAAAAUAUAAAAAGGAGGAUAUGAUGUAUGUAAAGAUAUUAGCUACUAAAGAUGAUUGUGCGAUGUUGAACGGAAGAGUUUUCUCUCAAGCUACUAUAGUAGCAAGUGCUAUUGCUCAGUUCGUAAAUUCAACCUAUAAAAACUACUAUCAGAGUAGCAGUGAAUCCAGUAUCAGAACUCGAAGUAUCAUAACAAGCUACUUGAUUAACAGGACUAGUUUAUCAGCAUUAGCCGCUGGAGAAAACGACAUGGAAACCAUGGGUCCCACAGAGAAAGAAUUGUUCUUAGAGCGUACUAUUGCUCAGGUGAAGGAGCAAUGGGUCAAUGAUGAGGUAGAUAUUCUUAAGAAAGGUACUUUAGUUAUUCCAACAGGAGAAGAAAUAUAA